Messenger RNA from Vespa crabro (European hornet), 8797 nucleotides. RefSeq names its product MATH and LRR domain-containing protein PFE0570w-like. NCBI's taxonomy places the organism in Eukaryota, Metazoa, Arthropoda, Insecta, Hymenoptera, Vespidae. The record is from RefSeq and is a predicted model, not a curated record. The coding region runs from base 557 to 8098 and encodes 2513 amino acids. The transcript has 25 exons.
AAAAACACCCUAAGUGAAAUUGACGCACCGUCUAAGUACGAAUAUAAGAAACAUUCGAUUAAAAUCCAUAACGAUAUUAAUUUCGAUUAUCGAAACGAGAUUCCCAAAAGAAUAUCUAUCACGACGAACUGUCCGAGACGAAAGUGAGUUUUUUCUGUGGGGAAAAAUAAAAAAAAAAAAAGAAAAGUAAAAAGAACGGUAAUCAAGAUUCAUAUCUUGGGAUAAUUUUCUUCGUUAAAAAAAAAAAAAAAAAGAAAAAAAAAAGAAAGAAAGGAAGAAAAAAAUCAUUUUUUUAUAUAUAUAUAUAUAUAUAUAUAUAUAAUAUAUACUGCAUAUUUUUGGAACAACAAUAGUGAACAUCUGCAAGUAUAAAAAUAAAUUUGGAUAAUUCGUCAUAACCUCUUAUAACUCAAAGAUAUUUCUAACGGAACGAACACUCAUAUGUUCAAUAUUUCUUUGAUUGAUAAUAAUAACUCUCGACAGAUUUGUCGAGUUAACGUUUCAUUUUGGAAAUGAAUUCGAUAAUCGAUCGAAACGUACCACCUGAUAUUUUACAAUGCCACCUAGGCCAAUUCAAUGCUCGUUUAGGAUUAUCUGGAUAAUGACACAGGUGAUCGUUAAUUUAUUAAGUCCAUACACUACGUUGUUACAAUUUUCUACGUAUGGAUCGUCGAUCGAUGAUCAUCAAUUUCCAUAUUUACAUCCAUCCGAAAAUCCUGAUUGUCAAUUUCGUGUAUCUAAGCGAGAAUUUUAUGAUCAAACUAUUCAAUAUCAACGAAGAUUUCCAAUUGAUCGAGAACCGUCGAUCGAGAUCAGAGCGAUUUUAGUUCGUUGUUCUGAACCAUCCGAAGAAAUAUUCGAUGAACGUGCAGGAAUGAAUUAUAUUAAUAAAAAUGAAACGUUCUAUGAGAAUUUCGAGACAUCGUCAGAUCGUGAACAAAUACAUAAUUGUCGUCGAAAGUUGAUCAUAACGUUGAAAUUAAAUAACAUUGGAAAGACUAGAACAGAGGAAGAAUACAUAGUAGUCAGUCAUGCUUUAGAUCCGAUUACAAUGCAGAAAUCACGUUUGCAGAAUCCUUAUGUUAUUAAAGUUCGCCAGGAGUCGGUAUUACAAUUGUACGGCUUGAAAUUUGAAAAGAUUGUCAAUGCCGAAGCAAAGGAGCAGAUUAUUAACAAUCAACAUGUUAAUUAUACGGGAUGUAACGAUGGUAUAGAAAAUCCUACAUGUGGUCUUAUAUAUGAAAAUGGAAAUCUUGUUCCUUUUAGUCAGGGAUUCUGUUGUUCGUGCCAUUCCAAAGCGAAUGCAUCGCGUCAGACGAGAAAAGAACUGAACGAAUCAGUUGGAAAUUUUUCUUCGAAGAUAGAGACGAAAGACAAAAGGAGUGUAAAUAGAUCGAGCAACAGGUCGACGACGUUUCGUAAUGCAUACGAACAAUCCUUCAAUGAUUCCAAAUUAUCAGCUGUUGCACGUAUCGAUAAAACGGAAAGAAUGAAGGAAGGUCAUUUGAUAUACAGCAGUAGACGAUUGAAACAGAAUAAUGUCGGUAAUAAUGUAUCGAGUGUCGAUAAUGAAGGUAACAACAUUGAUAAUGAACAAAUCAAUGUCGGUAAGAAAGAUAUUAAUGUCGAUAAUAAAAAUAUAAUCGCAAAUAAUACGGAUAUCAAUGUCGAUAAUGUAGAUAUUUAUGAAAGAAACGAAGAUAAAAAUAGAUCGAAAAAUAAGCUAACAAUAAAAUCAGAUCUGAUUAAAAAUGAGAAUAUCGAGGACACGACAUCGGCAUUAAUAAGAACUAUUUUAUUUUCUCCGAACAUGCAAAGCAAAGGAAAAAUCGAGCCGUAUAUCGAUAGCAUUAAAGAUCAAGCGAUAAGAGAAUCAAGGAAUUUAAAUGAGAGUUAUAAUAGAGCGUCAAUUAAUUCGAAAAAUUUCGUCGACGAAUCUCGUAUUAUAGUCUCGGGUACUUUAAAUUCGAAAAAUUACGAGGAUCGUAUCGACGACAUCGGCAAAAGCGAACGUAAAAAUUUAAUGGACGAACUGACCGAAUUGGAAAAGGCAUACGAUGCUCUUAAGAAAAUGAGAAAAGAUAAAAGGACGAAUCGUAGUACGAGAAAUACUAAUAAUGUUCUCUCGGUCCUUUCAUCCAACUCAACCGUUAACAAGUCUGCGAACUCUUCGUUUAAUUCCUAUGAAAACUACGUGUUUGCACUUUUAACGAGCCUCUUGACAACGGACGAGGAUAUAUCGAUUAAUCCGAAUAAAAAUAUUAACGUGAUAAAUUAUAACUUUGACGAUAAUCCAACGAUCGUUAAUAAACAAUAUAAUAGUUCUAACAACGAAGGAAGUAUAAAGGAUAAGGAUAAAUUAUUUAUAUUUGCACAAAAACAUAGUAAUAUUACGAUAUUGAUUGAUAGAUAUAAAAGAUCAUCAAAGCGUUUUGAUAGAUCUAAGAAAAUUUAUCGAAAUAAAUUGAAAGAUAAACGAAUAGAUGAAUCGUUCGAUCAUGUCGAUGAUAAAUAUUUCAAUUCGGCUAUAGAUAUCAAUUCCACGGACAAUCCAUUUUUAAAGAAGGAAAAUUCUCAUGAUAAUAAUAUCGAUAAAACUAUCGAAGAGAAAUUUGAUCGAAUAAAGAAAUUUAAAGACAAUAGACUUCCCUUAAACAAAGUAAUACCUUCAAAUAAAUCCUCUUUCUCGUUGAAUCCGGUAAAUGGAGUGGAGAAGUCCACGGAGAGAGCUCAAGAAUCCAGAUAUCGUACAAACGUUCAACCGAGUGCCUGGAAAGCGAGGCAAAUCUCUGAUCUGAUUAUAAGUCGUUCUCGUUUAAAUAGUACGACCGUUGGUAAUCCAAGAAGAAAUGUUGUCCCUUAUCUCGAUCUAGACGAUGCUAAGAUCGCCUUAAAGAAGAUAAAUUCGUCAGGUGGUAGAAACUUGGCGUUAAUUUAUGAAACGCCCGAUAAAAACAACAAAGACGAUUACGACGAUAUUGAUGAUAAAUAUUCGCACGAUCGUCGACGAUCUAUAAGACGAUUAUUAUCGAUCGAUCGUUCGAACAAUAAUUUACGUGGCAUGAAACAUUCCUUAGAAUAUGACGAACCACAAAGUUUUGAAUACGAAGAUUAUAAUUAUCAACAAACCACUCUUGGGAGGGAGAAUGAGGAUCGCGAUGAUCGUUUAAAUGAAAUGAUCGAUCUAAAUACUAUUACUUCGUCGAAACAAAGAAUUUCUAUGAACGAUGAAUUAUACGAGAGUUCCAAUAAUCAUAAAAGCAUUAUGAAUGCUGACAAAUAUAUUAAACAUAUGGCCAGGGUGAUAGCGAAUCGUAGCAAUUCACAUUCUAAAUUGAAUAGAAAUAAAAAUUACAAUGACGAGUUAAAGGUUGUUAAGAAAAAUGUCAUUGAUCUUCCGAUUUAUUCGAAACGCGAUUAUUAUCUGAAUUAUAAUCCUGAAAGAUUAAACGACGUUAGAAAAAUACGAAAGAAUUUUGAUUUUAAUUCGGAUAAUUCUAACGACGAAUUAACUUUAAAUCAAAAUCAAAAGUACGAAGAUCAGAUAUCCUCGUUGGAAAAUAAUAAUCGAAUAUAUCAAACAGAAAAUAAUUUAAGAUACAACGAUCAAUCUCGUUCGACACAAUCAAGAUCCUCUUUCGAAACUUUGGAAAAUGAUUCGAUCGAUCCGAAACAAAUAGGAUAUGAUGUUAAUGAUCAAAAAAACGAAGACAUUGAUAUUUCUGUUAAUGGUAAUAUUCACGUCGAAGGUGGUAUUAAUGGACGUCCAAUAUCAAUUGCUUUCGUUGCUGUACCUGACGUCGAAUCGGACGUAGAUAUGAUAAACAAUGAUAGUUAUUUCAAUGAGCAAAAUUCUAAUUUGAAUGAGAUCAAUGAUCGAAAAGAUUCACCGUUCAAUAUCGAAUCUAACGAAGAAAACGAUAAUUAUUAUUCGGAUUAUUCGGAUGAUGAUAAUCCUGAACUUUCGAGAGAGAUCAAUUUGACUAGGGAGAAAAAGGAGGCAGAAAAUUAUCAAGAAGAUGAUUCGAGAUACGACGAGAAAUUGACUUACGGCAAUGUCACGUUCUUUAGAAUAAUACCGGAGAAACCUUGUCCAUCGUUGUCGUCGUCCUUGGAAAAUAAUUCCUCUAAUAAUUUAAAAAAUACUAAUUCUUAUAAUUCGAAUUUGUAUCUACCAUUUCUUAAUAUUUCUAAUUCUAAUAAUGAUAGUAAAACAACAUCUAAUAUCGAUUUGACAACCUCAAUAAUAUUCACAGUAAUAGUUGAUACUACUACGCCUGAAUCGACUGAAAAAUCGCAAGAUCAAAAGGAAUAUUCGAUCGAGACUACGAAAAUUUCGAAGAUCACUGAAUGUGAAUCAUCGUCCAAGCAACCACCAAUUCAAGUAUUACUAACGGAUAUGCCUGAUACAUUCGUCAAACAGAUUACUAAAUCGACCGAAACGAUAGAAAAGAAUUUGAAUAAAACGACGACGACGACGACAAUAACGACAACAAUGAAAACAACAGCAACAACAGCAUCAACAGCAUCAGCAACAACAACAACAACAGCAGCAGCAACAACAACAACAACAGCAGCAGCAGCAACAACAACAACAACAGAAGCACCAGCACCAACAACAACAAUAACAACAACAACAACAACGACAUCGACGACCACCAUUGGGGGAGAUAAUUGUUUCCGAACGAAAGUUACUCUUAAAGAAAUGAAAACUAAUGAGACUAUUUCUACGAAUGUUCCAGUUAAUGAAGUUAGUUCAACUACAACAACGAUAAUUACGAAGUUAAAAGGAUUCCUUCGGUCGAGCAAUAUGGCCUCAUCGAAAUCGAAAAAUCAGAUCAGGGACUCCUCUCAGAUGCGUUACAAACAUGUUAUCGUGCCAGAUGAUGAUACAUUCUACGAAUCGAAUUUAACAAAUUUUAAAACUAAAUGCGACAAGAGCGAUGAGGAUAAAGAUACACGGAAAUCAAUAAUACCGGCUUUGUUAUCAUCGGCGAAUGGCACUCUUGGAAACUCAACUUUUCCACUCGUCGAAUUGAGAUCUUCUGCUAUAAAAGAAAAGAAAACAAGGAGGAAUACUCUUCUGGAUUCCACCUCGAAAUUACUCUCCUCGAUAAAGGCGAAUUCUAAAGGACCGUAUUAUCAAACUUCCUUCAACUCGGAUAUGAAGGAACAACAGCAACGGAACUACGGAUCAUCUAAAAGUUCUGUUAAACGAUCGCUUUUAAGAGGUCACGAGAAUAACGACAAAUCUUUUCUAUUUUAUCCUCGCCAAAACCAACCACAACAUUUUCCUGAAUUGCUAUUGAAAAAUUAUGUACCCAACGAUACCGAUACGAAUACUGCACUUUUAUUAAACAACAAACAAAUCUUUUUGGAAAAAGAUAAAAAAAAGGAGAGAAAGAUCAAUGGUCGAAAUUCAAACGAUUUGAAAUUUCCCAGACAAGUAAUAAAAUCAAAAAUUUCGAUGGAUACUCCAUCAAUUGUGAAAAGAGAAAUGAAAAGAAAGAAGAAUCGUGUCAAGUCCAAUGGCAAAGCUAAUUUGGAAUCGCUCUUGAAAAAUCAUGCAUCCAAAGAGUCUAAAUUAGUAUCGAAGAAGAAAAAACAUGAUACACGAGAUUCAAAUGAUUCGAAAUCUCUUAGAAAUGUAAUUGAAUCGGAUGCAUCGAUAGAAGAAGAUUCGUCGAAUUUGAAAAGAGUAAUAGGAAGGGAAACUAGUCGUGUCAAAUCUACCGACAAAGAUAAUUUUCCAGAUCUCCAUAAACCAAAGAUAGAAAAACGUAAGAAAAAGAAGAUGGAUGACGAUGACAUAAAGAAACUAACUGGUAUACGAAGGAAGAAAAAAAAGAAGAAAAAGAAGAGAAAGAAAGCGAAGAAUCAGGAAAAUAUGUUCGACAUACCGGAGGUCAAAACUAAAUGGAGAUUGACGAAAAGAAAUUUAUUGAGUAUUUCAAACGUAAAAAGAAAAAUGAUAAUCGAUGAUUCUGAGAUCUUGAAAUUAAUAAAAAGAAAUUCGUUGAUUGUUCCGAAGAUAAAAAGAACAAAUAUGGAGAUAGAUGAUAAUGGAUUUGAGAUAUUGGGAUUGAUAAAAAAAAAUUUGUCAAGUAUUUCGAAAAUAAAUGAAGGAAUGAUGAUAAACGAAUCGAAGGUUUUGAAAUUGGCAAAGAGGAAUUUGUUGAGUAUUCAUGAAAAUAUUGGAAUGGACAAAUCAAAGAUCUUGAAAAUGAACGGAGAAACGUAUAAAGAAUCAAAAUCGAAUUUGAUAGGACAGAGGCAAUCUAAAACAGAUGGUAAACAAGUCCGUGGUGGACGGGAUUGUUCGAAUCGCGAUCAGUCGUUGGACAUUGACGAAUCGAAAUACUCUGAAUCUGCCCACUGCCUUCGCUUCAGUGAUCUGUGGUAUUCUGUUUAUCGCUUGGAUGAACCGAUAUUAGACCAAGCUGUGUCCCUUCAAUUAUAUGAAAAACGAAGUUUACCUGAUGGUACUACUCGAUGGGAGGAUUUAACUCGUUCAAUGAUUAGAUUAGAUAAUUUUGCAAGACGUUAUAGAAACAAUGACGACACUCUUGCCAUAACUUAUCGUGCUACAAGAGAAGUAUCAAAACAAUUUCCUGCUACUUUGGAUGUUAAAAAGGAUAGAUUGCUGAUACCAUCUUCUAUUUCUACGGGAAAAGAUUCCAAGAUCGGCCAAUCUAAAGAUGCAUUUGAAGAAUAUCUGAUUGUAAGAGCGAGCGAAAUCAGCAAGGAUGGAAACGAAUGCGACAAAGUUGGCGUGGGAUUUAAAGCAUUCGUUGAACAACCGGAUCGUUGUAGACGUCUUGAAGGAACCUGUUUGAAAAAUCAACCUUUAUCUUAUUGGAAACAUGACAGGGAAGCACGGGAAGCUGGGCGAGCUGGUUGUUACUUCUUGAGCAAUUUCGCGUCUGUGCCGAGAGAGGCCAUCAAGUACAACGUGAGCGGAAGCGGAAGCGGCGAGUUCCUUGCUCUGGAGUACCAUUCCCCGCACGUGUCUGCGAUCGACAUUGAAGUCAGGAACGACUACAAUAGCGUCGCCAGUGCAGGGCCAUUUGGACGUAUAACUCAUAUAUACGUGGACAGUACAUCUUUAAUACACACAAUCGUAAUGAUCGUGAUACGGAACGUGGGAUCAACACCGUCGAUUUAUCGUCCUAGAAUCGUUAACUGUCCUCAAGGACUUCCGGCAUCUUGGUCGAACGUGAAAGGCCUUGUGCAGAUAAUUUUACCACGACAAAAUAGAAGAAUAGUCUUUGAUCUCUACGGCGAACUUCCUUUCAAUGAAUUCGAAUGUACCGUGGAGCUGUUAGACCGUCUUGGGAAAACUGUGGCUACGAGAAGAAUGAAAGUACGAAGAAUGGAUCGUUGCUUUUGCGUUUGGCACUGUCUCUGCGCUUGCGUUGCCGUAGCUGAUGGCUGUCGACCGAUGUCAACGACGCAUUAUCACGCAGCUGGAUUUCAGUCUCCUGUACCAAACGUUCCAAUGAAAUCUUCUUCCUUCGAUGGAAGUUUCUUCGACGUUAUAUUCUUACUUCUCUCUAUAUUGGCACUUCUCCUUUUCAUGGGUGUAUCAAAGUGGAUCAUAGGAAUCUACAUUCCUGAAGUUAGUCGUUGGGGAUUGGAUACUUUGCUUAAAACAACCAAGAUGAGCGAAUAUUUUGAAGAUGAUUUAAAAUGCAGAUGUAUCGUUACUGAUGAAUCAGGUUUUCCAGUUCAUCCAGAUACAGGAAAUAGAUCAAUCAGGAUUUGCAGCAGAAAAACAGAGUUUCUCUUAAAUGUUAUAUUCUUCUUAGUUUAUCCAAUUGCAGUUAGUUGGCACCAUAUAAAGAAAUUCAUUAGUAAUGAAAAUGGAAGUUAUUGUACGGACGAGUCCAAAACAUGCCUGACAAGCGACAAAGACGAGUAUGAGAACCUAGUAACAGUGUGCACGUACGGCGACAGCAAAAAUUCUAAAAUGGAAGCGGAUGAUACGAAUUAUGUCAUGAACGAGCUAAAGAAAUCUCAAGAAUCUUUACAAGAAUAUAAUAGAUACAAAAGAUAUCGUUGCUGCAUGGAAGGAAGAGAUAGAAAUAGAAAUGAUUAAGAUCUAUACCAAUCGAUCGAUGAAUCAUUAUUGUGAUCACUAUAGUGACUUGAUACAACCAAAUGAAUUACUGUUAACGAUGAUUGAUCGACAAGAUAAGGAGAUAGAAUUCUUGAUCGAUGAAGAUCUUCUUCCCACCUUCAUUCCUGCCACUACACUCCCCCCCCCCUUUCCUACCCCUCCCAGCGGGGGCUACAUCCUCUUUAACCCGUCCGUUCUUCCUCCUCCCUUUCCCGCACCGUUCACUCUCAUCUUAGAAGAUUUCAUCUUUAUUAAAGAAAUGUAUAUAGACUAUAAGCAAAGCAUAAAACACUUAUAAAGUUUAACAUCGAAAGUUUGCUUCGAUACUCGUUAGAAAAAGUUGCAUAUCUCUCAGAGGUAGCGUUUUCCUUCUGAAUUUUCGAAACGAGCUCAAAGAGAGAGAGAACUACAAAGUUUCUGCCUCUCUUAAUAACGAACGAACGAAGAAAAUGCACGACGAAAUCUUCUCGUAACCGGAGUUAAACCGAAUUUUGUUUGUCCGUAUAGUAACUCGGUAAUUCAUUCGCCAUUUACAUUCGGAAUAUUUAAAUGUUUUACAAAUUUAUUUGUAUACGUUAUUAUUAUUAUUAUUAUAAAAUGAUUUUUAAUAUAAUCCAUAUACAUAUUAUAAUAUAUUUGUUAAAUCAAUCUUAUCUUAUACAAAUGAAAUUGGGGUGA